Molecule: messenger RNA, 2107 nt
Organism: Anguilla rostrata (American eel)
Lineage: Eukaryota; Metazoa; Chordata; Actinopteri; Anguilliformes; Anguillidae
Product: E3 ubiquitin-protein ligase TRIM35-like
Exons: 3
Coding region: 1302-1790 (162 amino acids)
Biological process (GO): protein ubiquitination
Cellular component (GO): cytoplasm
Molecular function (GO): ubiquitin protein ligase activity; zinc ion binding
Source: RefSeq, a predicted model, not a curated record
CUGUAACAGUAGAUUUUCAAACGGAUGUGAAUGCCUGUAGCCUACCUUAAGUCAUCAUGCACUGUAAAUUAGAUAACGAAUUAUUUCAUUGCUGGUAUUCGAUUUAUUGUGAAAGUAUUUAAGACAUAUUAAUACAUUUAUUUAAAAUGAGGAGAUCUGACGUUUAAAUUUUAACGCUUAGUAAUUUCAUAUUUUAUUGACACUAAAUCUUCACCAUCAGCUUGCUAGAAUUGUACCCUCAACUGGAUGUUUAUACAGUACAUAUCUGCCAUCUGGUUUGAUGAAAUACGGGUGCGUAGGCAGCGUUUCGAAAUAAAUUCUGCGCCAAACUAUAGUGACCAAAACCUUUUCCGGAGCCUCUAAGACGUUUGCGCGAUGCCUGUGCCACUGCAGAUUCUGUCCACGUUCGUUUGAAAUAAACAGCGUCCAUUUUCUAGGGUACAAGGAAUAGCGAAAACUGUUUCGACCAACUCAAUCGUGCCAUCGUCCGAGGAAGGCGUGAUUUGUCUUCGAUUUAAAGCAGGUAUGGACAAAGCUUUUUCCACCCCAAUGCUGAAAUUUACAUUGACAAGUGAGCCGCUUUAAGAAGUGGCUUUCUGUGUAUUGUUUUUGUAAGCGUUCAUAUUUUCUUCUUUGUAUGAUUUGUCUGGGAUUUGCUCGGCCAAAGAUAAAAAGUACAAGAGGUGUCAACUGUUCAGCGCAGCAGCAAACAUUUCAGUCACGUGCUUUCAUCAGUGCUAGACCACCUGUUCUAAAGCACAACCUUUGAGUUCAACAAGCUUUGAGUCAGGAUUUAUAAAGAGGAAUGGACUGUGUACGCAAACUCUGGAUCUUUGUUUGAAUCAUGUUUCUAAGGGAGGGCGUGUGCUUGCCAUUAGCUGGCGAAUAAGAUUCCAUUUGGACUAAUACGUCAGAGAGCUGACUGAACCAGUAAGAAUCGGGCUCGUGUAAAACUGCUGGCAGAUCAGCCAAUCAAACCUCAGUGGUAGAAUGCUGCCCCCUGCAGGAAGUGCUGUCUCUGAUAAUCAGGCGUACAUAACAGGAAGAGGGAAGUACAGUUUCUCACAGAUGGAAGCUUUUGUUACAUCAGGGACCUUUUAAUACGAUUUUAAUCUAUAUUUUUCAAAAUACAGGAUUUUCUGAUAACAUAGACAGAGAAAAAAUACCAAGACGAAGAGAGAUUUGAGUCUAAUUUUAAAGACAGUCCUUAGCUUCAGUUUGUUGUAAGUAGUAAGUAAAAGUGAAACUAAACUACAGAUUUAGCAGAAGCCAUUACUGAGCUCUGAACAGACCGAGACAAAAUGGCAGUCUGCAGUCUGCACAGUGAAAAACUCAAACUCUUCUGUUUGGAUGAUCAAAUACCCGUCUGGCUUGUCUGCCAAACUUCAAAAAAACACGAAAACCAGAAAGUGCGACCAGUUCAGGAGGCUGCACAAGAGUAUAAGGAGAAACUCAGGACUGCACUGGCUCCACUGCAGGAGAAGCUAAAAGCCUUUAAUGCAGUGAAACUAGUCUGUGAUCAAACAGCAGAGCACAUCAAGAGUCAGGCCCAGCACACAGAGAGACAGAUAAAGAUGGAGUUUAAGAUACUUCAGCAGUUCCUAAAAGAUGAAGAGGCAGCCAAAAUCACUGCACUGAGGGAGGAAGAGGAACAGAAGAGUCAGAUGAUGAAGGAGAAGAUUGAGAAGAUGACCAAAGAGAUAUCAUCACUUACAGAACAAAUCAGAGCCAUAGAACAGGAGCUGGGGGCUGAAGACGUCUCAUUCCUGCAGGUAAGUCAUGUGUCAUAAUCACACAUAAAACAUGUUUAUCAAUACUCAAAUGGGAAUAUAUUACAUUGAUACAGUUUUAAUAAUCUGAGUAUUGGUUAUAGUAAUAAAAAUCAACUCUUAUUCACUUAUUUCAGAGCUACAAAGAUGUGGAGAAACGGUAUGUAGACUCCAGCCUUUCUCUUAAUUUAAUCUUUUAAUCUCCUCUUCCUUUCUCUCAUCAGUUUAAAUGUGAGUGGUAGUUUACUGCAGCAUUUCAUCAAUGAUGUGUAAAAUAGGACCAGAUGGAAACAUUCAAAAUAGAAUGCUACAUUCAUGCCCAAAUGAGUUAUCAGAUC